Mercenaria mercenaria is the source of this 666-nucleotide messenger RNA. RefSeq lists its product as uncharacterized. Lineage: Eukaryota; Metazoa; Mollusca; Bivalvia; Venerida; Veneridae. Bases 1 to 666 code for a protein of 221 amino acids. The record is from RefSeq and is a predicted model, not a curated record. Gene Ontology annotation, molecular function: nucleic acid binding. The transcript has a single exon. Gene Ontology annotation, biological process: DNA integration.
AUGGAUACACUUCCUGUUACAGCUAUACAGAAAGCCAAUGCUACACGUAGAGACAAAAUUCUAUCACAAGUGUACGAUAUGGUGCAACAUGGUUGGAGUAGAUAUAAACCUGAUUCUGUUUCGCCUGAAAUUGAUCCAUAUUGGAACAGACGAAAGAAAUUGUCUCUACAUCAGGGAUGUUUAAUGUGGGGCUGUAGAGUAGUGGUACCGGAGGCUCUACAACAAAAUGCUCGCAGCUAUAUUUGGUGGCCAAACUUAGAUCAGGACUUAGCUACCCUAGUUAAAUCAUGUAACGGUUGUACGCGGAACAAAUCAAGUGCACCAGAAGCUCCUAUUCAUCCGUGGGAAUUCCCAACGAGACCCUGGAGUCGCGUACAUGUGGACUUUGUCGGUCCUUUUCUUGGACACAUGUUUUUUGUUGCCGUGGACGCUUAUUCUAAGUGGCCUGUCGUGAAAAUUAUGAAUUCUACUACAGCUACUCAUACCAUUGAAGUCCUCCGUGCUAUUUUCGCAGAUUGUGGAAUUUGUGACCAAAUCGUCUGUGACAACGGACCUCAAUUUGUAAGUGAAGAGUUCCGUACAUUUUUACAAAAGAAUGGUGUCAAAGUUACGUAUAGUGCACCAUAUCAUCCGGAGACGAACGGUUUGGCCGAGCGAAUUGUAUAG